Molecule: messenger RNA, 1434 nt
Organism: Rotaria sp. Silwood1
Lineage: Eukaryota; Metazoa; Rotifera; Eurotatoria; Philodinida; Philodinidae
Source: the annotation of a GenBank genome assembly
AUGUUUAUGGCUGCAACUUCUUUUUCUUCACUUGAUGAUAAUAUUUCACAAUCUCCAACUGUUUCAUAUAUUCAGUCACAAAAAGGAAAACUGUUACUUGUACUAGAUAAAUGUAUUUUUAAACUGAACAAAACAACAACAACAACAAAAUAUUGGAUUUGUACGUGCAUUGAAUGUUCUAUGAAAGUUCAUACAAAUAUGAAUGAUCAAUUGGUAAAAGUAAUUGGUGAACAUUGUCAUCCUACUGAACAGGAAUUAAUACAUGUACGUGAACUUCGAGCAAAGGUGAAACAACGAGCGAUAGAUGAGACAACACCUAUUCCACGAAUUUAUGACGAAGAGUGUGCACGAGCUAUGUUAUCAGAUACAGUCAUUGCUUUAUUACCUAGUGAACGUGAAAUAAAUAGUGCAGUUAAUAAAGCACGUCGUGCUGUAACACCAACAAUUCCAACAACACAACUAUUUGAUCUUCCUGAUUUUUACACUAAAACAUUACGAAAUAAUGAUUUUUUAAUUGCUGAUAAAUUUAUUAAUAGACGACAGAGAAUAAUUUUAUUUGGAUCUCAUGAACAAUUAAAAAUGCUUUUUUCAGCUGAAGUAAUUCUUAUGGAUGGUACAUUUUCUGCUUGUCCUACAAUAUUCGAUCAGAUUUAUACAAUACAUUGUAUUAAAUAUAAACAAUCAUUUCCUUGUGUUUUCGGUUUAUUACCAAAUAGAUAUAAAAAUACGUAUAGUUUUUUAUUUCAUGAAUUGAAAUAUGUAGCUUCACAGAUGAAACUUGAUUUUUCACCGAAAAUCAUCAUGAGUGAUUUUGAACCAGGAUUGGCUGGUGCAGUAAAAUCUGAAUUUAGUACAGUAAAACAUUCAUCUUGCUACUUUCAUUUCACCCAAGCCAUAUAUAGAAAUAUUCAACACCUUGGUCUAAGUUCAAUGUAUAAUGAUGAUGAUAAUGUUAAAUCGUUUUGUCGAAAGUUAAUGGCUCUUCCAUUACUACCCGAAACUGUUAUUGAAGAUGCAUAUGAUGAUUUAGUCGGAAAAUUAGCACCAGAUAUGAGAACAGUUAUUAAUGAUUUACUCGAAUAUUUUCAAGGACAAUGGUUCCUCAAGGUUCCUAUUUCUCAAUGGUGUGUUCAUGGAUCAUGUAUUAGAACAAAUAAUAAUGCCGAGGCAUUUCAUAGUCGAUUUAAUCGUAGAGUACAAAUUCACCAUCCAAACAUCUGGUCAUUCAUUAAAUUUCUCCAAGCAGAAGAGAGUCGUUUUUAUCACAUGCAUAUUCAAUUCUGUUCAGGUUUAGGUACAAGAACACAAAAAGCUAAAACUAUUGCUAUUCAACAUCGUAUAGAAAAUCUUACUGAACGAUAUAACGAUGGUCUUAUAAAUGUUAUGGAAUAUUUGGAUGGUCUAUCACUUGUAGUUGCUAAGAAGAAAAAAUAA